AUGUCUGCCGAAACAAUUUGCGAAGCCAAACUUCAGGUUGAAAUUCUGGAUUUGCAAGAUGAGAUAACUUAUUUGAAGAGUCAUAAUGUGAUUUCGGUUGAUGAGAAUCAAGAGAUCACUUCGGAGUUAGCCAAUGUUAAGAAGCAAAUGGAAGAAUCCAAGGUUAGUCUAAUUUGCUGGGGAAUUUCAGAAGUUACGAUAACUUAGGACAAAAUGGGGAUUUUGUUGAAAAUAUUUGAAUUUCUAAGCUUCACAACUAGAUUCUCUUGAAGCGAAAAAAAAUGUCCUGUACCAAAGUUACUCUAACUCCAAUUUUUCACAGAAACACGCUCUCGAAGAUCAAAAAGACGCGCACAUCGAAGAAAUGCAAAAUCUCCGCAACAAUCUCUAUCGCGAUACAAUGGAAUUCAUUGUGUCCGAAUUGACCGCAGCCGGUGUUCCGCCAGCACAAUUCAUUGGAAAACUCGAAAAAAUGGAGAACGAUUUGGGCGGCAUUUUGAAGGUGAACUUGAAUCUGAAUCCGAAUCAAGAUGUGCCAAUUCGAACAUUGAGAAGGCGAUUUAGCCAGGAUAUUGCGGCGAAGAAUCAAAUAUUGUAUGAGGAACGGAAAACUGAGAGACAACAUGAGAGAAAAAAGAGGCAUGGUGAUAUGCUGUGCGCUGAUCAAUGUUUUAGGGAUGAAAAUCGGGUAAGCAUUUGGGAGGAGGAGAAGAUUUCGAGGGCCUAAAUUUGAGAGGGCCGAUUUAGGCUUCAGAGGCCGGUUUAGGCUCUCGGAAUUUUAAAAAACAAGGCCUAAGUGUAUUACUGUACGAAAGUGUACCACUUUUAUGACUUCGGACCAUUUUCAAGCUUCUAUGGGUCAAAUUCACCUAAAAUGGUCCAUUCUAGUCUCAAAAACCUCAGAAAUUUCUCCUAAACCUAAUUUUUUCUAGGAAAAACGUCUCAAGCUCGAAAAAUUGAUCGAAGACAUGGAAGAAGCGGAGCGCAACAAGGAAUAUUAUUUCGAAAAUGAAUCUCCAGAUUCGCCAAAUUGUAUUGAAGUCGAAACUUCGGAAUAG
Molecule: messenger RNA, 1058 nt
Organism: Caenorhabditis angaria
Lineage: Eukaryota; Metazoa; Nematoda; Chromadorea; Rhabditida; Rhabditidae
Source: the annotation of a GenBank genome assembly